This is a messenger RNA of Prorocentrum cordatum, 6441 nucleotides long. The record is from the annotation of a GenBank genome assembly. NCBI's taxonomy places the organism in Eukaryota, Dinophyceae, Prorocentrales, Prorocentraceae.
AUGCCUAGCUACAUCAGCAGAGACGAUGAGGCCUACCACGACGUGGUCAAGGGUUUCGACACCGAGUAUUUCAAGAAGCAACGCACGGCUCGGCUGUCGGCAAGAGCAAAAGAAUGGAACGCCCUCUACUCAGAGCUCAACUGGUUCCUGUACAAGAUCGAGCAGGAGGGCCCGGAGGACGCUGCCGACAAGGCCAAGGAGUUGAACCACCGGCUCUGGAGUUUCAUCCGGACAGGUCUUGAGGAGAUCCCUGAGCAUCCAGAUUUCGGAACCGACUUCAAGCAGGCGAUUCCCCUUGACCAGCUGCGCGGAUGGCUACUGCUGCAGAGAUCGAGACUUUCCCCGACGGAACGUGCGGCAGUCAUCAGCGCAGUCAAAGGCAACUUCGACUACGACAGCAUCGGCGAGCAGCUAAGAGUGUCCUGGCCAGAUGACGAGCUGACGAACCGAGAUAAGAAGCACGGCAAGGACAACCAUCGCCAUCGCGAGCGAGGUCGGAUCCACGCCGGCUGGGAGGAGAACAGCGAGGACGACGACGACUACAGCUACUACGAUGGCGACCAGUCGGAGGCCACCUAUGAGGACGCGGACGGCGACGAGGACGAAGGAGAUCCCGAGGAGCCGCUCUACAGCGCCCAGGAGAUCGAGGAGGCCGAGACCGCGUUCGCCGCCCAGCAGCGCAGUUUCGAAGAAGCUCGGGAUCUACUCCGACGAGUGAAGACCGCCAGGAAGUUCUACCCCGUGGAUGAGAACAAGAAGCGAGAAGGACCCUGUCUGAAGUGUGGCGGCAAUCACGAGACGAAGGAUCAUAAAGACCGCGCUUCCUCCACCAGCAGCAAAGAUCGUGAACGACCCAAGCGAGGUUUCGGAGCCUACGUGUUCUUCGGCGCCGAGCAGGACGCCGAGAUGGAGGCGAAUCUCAUCAGGAACGAGACAUCGCGCCUGGAGCUGGAGUCGACGCUCAACAAUAGGCCAGUGAUCAAGAAUCGACCGAAGCUUCCGAAGAAACAGCUCGAGAAGACGAAGUACCUAGAGGUGGAGAAAUCCAUCGAGAGACAGGAGCAAGUCCAUCAUGUGAAGCUACCGAGCUGGCCAACCCUGGAGAAGCUAGACGACUGGAUCCUCAUGAGUGUGAAGCAGAGCUCCUCCAAGGGCUUCGGUAUUCUGGACAUCGGCGCGACCUCCAGCAUCAUGGGCAUCGAGGCCGCCGAGAACCUACGCGAUAUCAUCUAUGAGCAGACGGGCAAGAACAUCAAGAUGGACGUUAGCCAGAAGAGUACCUUUAUCUUUGGAGACGGCAACGCCAAGACCUGCACCGGCAAGGCAACCUUUCCUCUGAUGAUCGCCGGUGUGGACGGCGAGCUCGAGAUAAACAUCCUCGACGCAGAUGCCCCGCUCUUGAUCGGAGUGGAUGUUUUGAGCCGCCUAGGAGCUGUGAUCGACUGCGAGGCACAUUCUGUCUACUUCAAGAAGCUCGGGCGCCGAGCUGAACUGCUCGUCCUUCCGAGCGGCCCCAGGUACAUCAUCAUCAUUUACAAGUACGGGGGCACCCUCACCAAUUACGCCUACAGCAACAUCAUCAUCAUUUACAGGUACUGGGACAUCAUCAAUUACGUCGGGGACAUCAUCAAUUACGUCAGGGACAUCAUCCGUAUCAGCCCCGACUCCAUCACCUACGCCAUUCUCGAAGUUAUCUCCAGAGCAGAGAGCCAGCAGAUCAAGCUGGAGAACGAGGAGAUGGACGGCCCUUGGGAGCAGGUGGAUGUUCGGGCCUCGCUACGGGACUCGGGAUCAUCGGCGGCGACCUCUACGUCGACGCCGGCACGGCCUACACUACAACGGAUGCAGCCGCAGGGGCGACUGAUCGCUCAUCAGGACGCGAGGGGCCACAUCUUCUACACGAUCGAGGGCUCGGAGCAGGACAACAGCAUGAAGCGGAUGACGGACAUCUUCCUGCAGGAGCACCUACCGAACUGGGAGAUGUGGUCCAGCAAGCUUCUCCAGCAAUGGACGCAGUGCCGUCGCUGGGGACGAAUCAUCCAGAAGGUCUUCAUCAAGACGAUCGAUCGCGUGAACUGGAAGCUGGACAGCCUCGGACUACCUGUGCAGUUGCUACCCGAGAGGUACCCGACCUGGCCGGCGGACAUCGAGCAUCGUGCGAAGAUCGAGCCGCGCCAGCCGUGCACAGAGCCGAAGCAGCGCCCCCUGUCCCAGAAGUCAGCAGCCUCGGCAGCCGCGCGCGAGCAGAAUCAAGAGCUGCGAGCCACCAUCGAGACCGCAAAGUUAGAUUUCUUGACCAAGUUUGCGGAGGUGGAUGCGUUCGCAGCGCUGAGCUCGGAGCAGAUCCACGAGCAGCUCAGCAUGGUUACGUUGAUCAAUCACCUCAAGCCGCUGUGCAAGAUGUGGGGACUGACCCAGACUGGCAAGAAGGAGGAGGUGAUCGACAAGCUCAUCGCGUACAUCAUCGAGCAGCGCGGCACGGCGGCAGCGACUAUCCAGGUCAAGAAGGAGACGGAGACCAAGAAGAUGGAGACGACGGCAGUGCCCAUGGGCCCGGCUAUCCCAGCUCACUACACUCAGAUGUGCCAGCACCCAGACUGCAAGCUACGCCGAGGCAUCGCCAAGAACGAGCCGAUCGUGAAGAUGAGGCUCUACGGUUGGUGCCACCAGGCGUGUGCGGUCAGGUCGGCCAUUUUCGGAGCCAUGUGCGCCCUCGCAACCUUCGGCCGCCUGACGAUGGUCGAAGCGUGCACCCACGAGGACUCGAAUCUCGGGAAGGUGUGCGACGAGAAGGGCUACCACUACGAGCGGCUCGGCCUCUUCAACGAGAACGACCUCAGCAAGCCGCAGGGCUACCACAAGGCGAAGUUCCUGCUAGACGAGAAGCGCCCGGAGCUCUUCGUCAGUACACCACCCUGCGGUCCAUGGUCGAUAAUGCAGAACGUCAACCAGCGCAACGAUCAACAGAAGGAGAACCUUCGCAGGAAGCGGCUCAAGAGCCAGCGGAUCUUCGAGAACAGCAAGAGGCUCAUCGAGCACCAGGUGCUCAAUCUGAACGGCUCGGCCCUCGCCGAGCAGCCCCACAACAGUCGUUCGUGGCAGAAGACCUGCUGGAAGGAUCUCCACAAGAUCCUACCGUAUGAGGUGAUCGUGGAUGGCUGCGCCUGCGGACUACGAGCCCCUGACACGGGCGAGCUCAUGAAGAAGCGCUGGAAGUUCUUGACGAAUGACAGGAGGAUCUGGGUAGCUCUACAACCUCUACAGUGCCGUGGAGGACACUACCACGAGGAGAUAGAGAGCAGCUUGAGGACCGAGGCCUCGGGCUCCUACCCCAAGAUGCUGUGCCGCCAGAUCCUCAGGGCUCUGACCAAGAGCCAGAACCAUAACUACUUCGAGGACGAGGUUGUGAACUGCCUCUGCAUGGCAGCUACCCAGCAGCCACCGACAGAGCCUACGCCAGAGGAGGACGAGCCGACUCUCCCACCACGAGACGGCAAGGAUGCGCACAACCUCACCAACGAAACGGUCAAGAAGCUCGAGAGCUACAUCAGAUUGGUGCUUUUUGACGCCUUCUCGUGGAUCCGUCGCAGCACGAACACGAACGUGAUGGCGCUGGCGAUACUCGACGCCGGCUCGGACAUCCUCUACGUGCGGCUGAUCGACGAGAAGCCGAUCCCAGGUACUACCCGGCAAGUCCGUGCAGGCGACCUUCGGCAUAUCUUUGCUACAAAAUGGUUCCCCUGGAUGGGACGCCCGAAGGUCAUGCGCUACGACCCUGCCGGCAGCGCCAUCUCCGACGAGUUCCGCGAGUGGAUCGAGAGCCAGGGAGUCUACUGUCUCCCAUGCGCGGCCGACGCUCACUGGCAGAUCGGCAAGAUCGAGCGUGCCAUUGAAGCCUUCAAGGAGGCCCUCGAUGCUUUCGACGAGAUGGUCUCAGCCGAAGUACCCACCAGCGAGAUGUUCGGACUCCAGACGGCGGCCAGGAACGACCUGAUCAGGAUCGACGGGUUCAGCCCGCUGCAGCGCUAUGCGGGACGGACGCCGACUGGGACGACAGUCAAUCUGUCGGACGAGCCGAACAACCUGCCGCUCAUCAGUGCCGAGCUGCAGGACGGUACCUUCAGCAGGGACGCCCAGGUACGACGAAUGGCGCGGCUGGCUCACAUCCAGACCGAGAACUCUGACCGAGUCAAGCGAGCGGAGGCCGCGCGCUUCAGAAGGGACAGCCUCGCUCAAUGCCUGGGCGAGGACGCUGGUACGGACCUGGAAGAGUACUUUGUCACGAGCCAGCGAGCUCGGGACACCGACCUGGUCUACCUGCCGGGGACCUGGACCUUCGGCGAUGUCCAGAAGCAGCUCGACACGAAUGAAGUGAUCGACUUAUCGAACGAGCCCCCGCCCACUGGCGAGGAUUUGGCCGCUGAUGACGGUGAAUCGGUCAGCGCCCGCACCUUCGAGAGCAACGCGAGCGGCAUUCCACAGGAAGGCGGCCACGAAGCUGGACUACCCGAGGCAGCUGAGCAGCCCAUCGAGGAGGAGAUCGUCAUGGAAGCCCCUCCCGGCGACGACCAGGAGGAGCGCGCGUCGCAGCGGCCCAUCGUGGCGGAGACUGACGAUGACCUCGACGAUAUCUCAGCGCCCGACGUGAACGAUAAGCGCCGGAUCCGAGAGCCCGGCACAACCGAGCCCCCGGCUAAGAAGCAGCGGGUCAACGCUGCGACCCAGGAGGCCUUCUCCUACUACCUGCAGGAGGGCAACUUCUACAGCGAUUAUGCCUACAGUGUCCAGCAGUAUGACGAUAUGAAGGAGAACGACGAACUUAUCGUGCUGGACAUCCCUGUCAGCAACGAGCAUGCGUUCAUGGCCUACAUGGACGACCCCAGCAACUUCGUGGCAUCGCAGGCCCGCAAGGGCCGAGUGGAGGUCUCAUUUAAGAAGGCGACGCCUGAGGAGAAGAAGCUGCUACUCGAGGCCCAGCAGAAGGAGUGCACCUCAGUCCUCAGCACGAAAGCCGUCAGGAUCCUCAGCCGACAGGGGAUCGACCCGACGCUGCAGCUGGAAGUGAUACAGUGCGAGCCGUGCGUCUGGGUCAUUCGAGACGGCACGAAGCUGGUUGGCAUGGUUAUCCUACACGUCGACGACAUGAUGAUCGCCGGCGACCAUCACAACUCGGCAUUCCUCAAGAAACGACAGCAGAUACAACAGGCCUUCGAGUGGACACCUUGGGAGAGCCGAGCGUUUGUGCAGUGCGGCAUCAGUAUUCGACAGAAUGAGGACUACACCUGCAGUCUCGCACAGGACAGCUACAGCCUGAACGUGGAGCCCAUCAAGAUACGACGUGGACGCAAGCCCACGGAAGGAGUUUCAGACAAAGAGAGAUCAGAUCUACGAGGCCGACUUGGUACAGUCGGAUGGCGAGCUCAGCAGUCGGCCCCGUGGCUCAGUGCAGAAGUCUCUCUACUCCAAGCGGAGAUACCUACGGCGACGGUCUCUACCAUCCAGAAGAUCAACAAGCUGAUCCGCACCAUGAAUGACACUGCUGACGUAGUCAUGCUCAUCCCGGCCAUCGAGCAGAUAGCUGUGGUUGGCUGGGGCGAUGCUGCCUGGGCCGCUCGUAUUACUGGCGAGUCCCAGGGUGGCGAGAUGAUCGUGCUGGCACCACUGUCUUUCCUGAGUGGCUCGACAGAGACGGUAGCGCCUAUCUCAUGGAGAUCAUGCAAGCUACCGCGAGUGGCCAGAAGCAGUACGAGUGCGGAGGUUCAGAUGAUGACAGAGACCCUCGACGAGAUCAGCUACGUGCGCCUGUUCAUCUACGAGUUAGAGUGCGGCCAAGUGGACUACACCAACAAGCAGCACGUGAACGACGCCAUCUCAUCCUGCCCUGGCGUACUGGUCACAGACGGUAAGUCGGGCUACGACGCGAUCGAGAAGAGCGAGUCAGCUGGUCUCGGCCUACGUGACAAGCGGACGAGCAUCGAGUGUCUAGGCAUUCGACAGCAGAAGGAGCAGACGGCCCUCCAGAUACGCUGGGUCCACAGCGAUGCCAUGCUAGCCGACGGCCUCACCAAGGAUCGAGCCGCCAAGGUCUUGCUGGAGUUCUUUCGGUCAGGUCAGCGAUGGAGACUCGUGGACGACCCACUGCACCGCAGUGCCAGGAAGCGCAAGACCGAGGGCAUGGACAGGCUGGACCACGGCAAGCCGUUAUCUGCAGACGACGACGAAGCUAUGCUGGAGGCCCUGAUCUACUUCGCUCGCGACAAUCCCUACGAGCAGGAGACCCCUGCCGGAGACAUAGCCCUUUGGGGCACUCUUUUGCAGCGUCUCAGCGACGCUGGACUCCUGGUGUGCGUCCUAGAGACGCAGGACAGCGAACUGCCCGCUGACAAACAGAUCCUGUUCAUCACCAUAGUGCGAGCAGCCUCGCACCAGCACUGCCCAUAG